This is a messenger RNA of Pogona vitticeps (central bearded dragon), 3268 nucleotides long. NCBI's taxonomy places the organism in Eukaryota, Metazoa, Chordata, Lepidosauria, Squamata, Agamidae. The record is from RefSeq and is a predicted model, not a curated record.
AUGCCCUUCCUCCCCUCUCCUGAAUCGUCCCUGCCUCUGAUUCCUUCCCUGGCAGUGGUCGGCAGAGUGCUGCAGAAGCCUCACCAGCUCGAAGGGGUCAGCCUGGAUGUCUCUCCUCACUAUGACUUCCUGGAGCCCCUGGAGGAGGAGGAGGAGGAGGAGGAGAAGGAGGCAACCAUAGCAGCUACGGCUGCAGUGGAGGAAGGAGCCCUGCCAGCCGACGGAGGGAUCCCACUGACCGGCCUCCCGCUGCCAGAGGCAGCCCUGCGACAGCUCCUUCAGUCCAGCCGGGCCUUGCAGGAGCUGGCAGCCCCUGUCCCCGAGGAGUGCUCUCUCCAUCUGGAGGGCGCCAGGCUGUGUGUCACGGGAGGGGAUCCGGCCCGCCGGCGACAGCUGCAGGAGCACGUCCGAGCCACCUUGGAGGCAGCGGUUCAGGAGCGCCUCCCCUUCUCGGCCUGGGUCCUCGGCUUCCUGCAGCGGGAGGAUGUCCGUGGGCGCCUGGCCGAGCUGCUGGCAGAGAGGCAGGUGGUGGCCGGCUGCCUCCCGAGGGCUGAGGAGGUGCUGGUGGUGGCCCUGGCGCCCUCCUCCGCCCGCCUGGCCGCCUCCCUCUUGGGCUCCUUGCUGGGCUCCUUCGCCCUGGCCUUGUCGGAGCGGCACCUCCUGGCGCUGGGCUCCCCCCGCUGGGCCCAGGUCGAGGCGAGCCUCCGCUGCUGCCAGGUGCGGCUGGCGGAGAGCGGGGACCAGCUGGAGGGCCUGACCCUGGCCGGGCUGGAGGAGGAGAACCUGGCCCGGCUGGAGGCCUUCCUGCAGGACAGCGCUCCCGACGAGGCCCUGGUGGCCGCUGAGCCUGCCCCCCUCCGCUACCUGCAGCGCUACCACCAGGACCUGCUGGCCAGCAUCUCCGACGUCGCCCUGCUACCGCUGGAGGAGCCGGACGUCACCGGCUUGCGGGCCUUGGGGGCCACUGAAGCUCAGGCCUGCAGGGCAGCAGCAGAGUUACUGCAGAGCCUGCUUGGCGCCAUCCAUACGGAAACGGUGGUCCUGCAGCUGCCUGGCAUUCAGCGCUUCCUCCUGGAGGAUCGUGGCCAGGCCAUUGUGCGCGACCUGGAGAGGCGCUUCCAGUGCAUCCUUGGGUUGGAGCAUCUCCACUGGCAUCCUCCGGAGACACAGCACGAGCUGGAGUGGUCUCAGGAACCGCUGGCCCUGGGUUGUCAACGGGAGAACCGGCACGGAUCGGGGCCCCCAGGAGGAGUGGCCCAAGAUCAGAGCGAAGCCAGCCUAGAAGAGAUCAAGGACCUCCUGGCUGCCCUUCAGCCCAACCUGGUGGACCUUCCUGCAGCAGACGGAGACUGGUGGCCCCUGGUGAGCAGUAAAGGGGAGGAAGAGGAGGACCUUUACACCGACCCUGGGCAGGCGCCAGCAGGAGCCCCGCCUGCAGAAGAGGAAGAGGAGGAGGAGGAGGAGGCCGGCUCCUUGGUCCUGGAGGUCCCGGAAGAAGAGGCUUCACCCCAGGGGGCAGGCUCCCUCUUGGGCCCCAAGGGCAGCGUGGAGGAAGAGGCCCAGCUGCUGCUGGCCAUCCAGGAGUCAAUGGACAGCGUCCGGCGGGAGGAGGAGGAGCUGCGCCAGGCCACGGAGCUGUCCAGGUGCUCCUGGGAGAAGGAGCAGCAGCGGGGCCCCAGUCCGGAUGGCGCCCUCUGGUCGGCCCUGAGCAUGUCCCUGCAGGAGCUGGAGGCGGCUCGGGUGGUGGCCUGCGUGGGGUCCAAGGAGCAGGCGGCCCCUCUGGCCCGGGAGCUGGAAGCCACCUUGCGGGCUCAGCUGCGAGAGGAGAAGGUGGCCAACAGGGCGCUGAGCUCCCUGCCGGCCCUGUGCCAGGACUAUCUGGCCUACCUGGAGAGGAAGCACGCGGUGCGCAUCCUGCUGGCGGGCACGGUCGCCACGGUGCAGGGUUUUGCUGACUACCCGGUGGCGGCCACCCGUGACCUGGCGUUGCUGCUCACCCGGUUGUUGCAGGCAGAGGGCCCUGCGUGCCCUGGCAGCACCCGCUGGGUCCGCUGGGAGCCCUCGGGGGACGGCUCGCCCACCCCGUAUCCUGCAGAGACCAGCGCCCUCCUGGAGCAAGCCUGGCACCGAGGACUCAAGCGAGUCGACGUGUUCUUUGGGGGGCGCCCCUUCAUCAUCGACCUUGAGCGCAUGGAAGAGCACGACCUUGGCAAUGCCCAGACUCUGCCCAUUGGCCGCAUUGAGCCCCCACCCCCCGCGGCCCCCUCAGCCCCCCCAGCCCUGGCCGAGGAUAAAGGGCAGCUGGUGCCCCUGAGCGAGGCCUCCGAGGAAUUCCGGCAGACCGUCCGCCACUUCUACGACACGCUGAGAGGCCUGCACAACAAGAUCCACAUUGUCAAGGUGGAGAAGCUGGUGCACCCACUGUUGCACCAGCAGUACCAGCUGAAGAAAGCCGCCAUGGAGAAGGCCUGUGGGCACCAACAGGUGGAGCGGCUCCUUUAUCACGGCACGACGGAGGAGUCCAGCCGGGAGAUCUGCCAGCAUGGCUUCAACCGGAGUUUCUGCGGCAGGAAUGCGACGCACUACGGCCACGGGGUGUACUUCGCCGCCAGUGCCUUCCUCUCGGCCCAGGAAAAGUACUCGCCUGCCAGUAGCAGCAGCGGCAACAAGUACAUCUUUGUGGCCCAGACUUUGGUUGGGGACUACACCACGGGCAGCCAGAGCAUGCGAGCGCCCCCCCUGCGAGAAGGGGAUGCUGUGCCGCGGCGGUACGACAGCACGGUGGACAACCCCCGCGACCCCUCCAUCUUCGUCAUCUUCAACGACACGCAGGCUUAUCCCCAGUACCUCAUCACCUGCCGGUGGUCAAAUCUGCGCUGAACGAGGAGGGCGGCCAGGAGGACAGACUCUGCCUGCUACUGCUGUUCCCCACCCCUCCCUCUGGACCCCACGGGCCCUUUGUGCUGUGGGGUGAAAUGCCGAAUGUUUGGGGCUGGGGUGGGAGGAUGCCUGAGAGAGGACUGGCUGGAUUUGUGGCCCUCCGAGUCGGCAGGACAGCUGGGAGUCUGCUGUUGCCACAGGGGCACCGUUGGAGCAGGUGGGAUCUGUGCACCACCUGGGCUUAGCCAGCAAGACCAGCGGGGGGUGGGGGAAAAUGUGUUGUUUGCCAGCUCUUGAUUGGGGGGGGGCUCACAUGCUGGGAAGGGGUGUCAGUCAAUGAUGGGCAGUUUGUGCAUAACACAGCACACAAUUAAAAAGAAAAAAGCCA